CACCACCCAUAACACGACCACCGUUGCCGCCGCCGCCGACCCGUCUUCGACAAGCUAGCCCCAUGGCCGGACGGGCUUCGCCGUGGCCUCUAGGGCUUCUUAUAGUUCUCCUCACCCUCACAGCAUCCCCCCAGCUCUCCCUCUCCAAGGAUGCGGACGUCCUCCUCAAGUUCAAGGACGCGCUGGCCGGCGGCGACGCUGCGCUCCGUGACUGGGUCAAAGGCACGACGCCAUGCAACGGGAAGGUCCGGCUGUGGACCGGCGUCAUUUGCGACGGCGGAGGGAACGUCCACGGGCUGCAGCUGCAGAACAUGAAGCUCUCGGGCGAGCUGUCGAUCGACGCCCUCGUCGACCUGCCGGCCCUCCGCACCCUGAGCUUCACCAACAACGACCUGGAGGGGCCCAUCCCGGACAUCACGAAGCUGCCGGCGCUCAAGAACAUAUACCUGUCCAACAACAACUUCUCCGGCGAGAUAGACGGCGGCCUGUUUAACAAGUUACGGUCCCUCAAAAAUGUGUCCCUGUCGAGCAACCAGUUCACGGGGCCGAUCCCGACAUCGCUUGUCGGGCUGACGAAGCUCCUGGAGCUGAAGCUGGACGACAAUAAGUUCGAGGGGCCCAUACCGGAUCUCCGGCAGCCGUCGCUAAAACUGGUGAACGUGUCCUACAACACCCUGGAGGGACCGAUUCCGGCUGGGCUCAGCUGGAUGAACCCGAGCUUGUUUGAAGGCAAUAAAAAUCUUUGCGGUCCACCACUUGAUGUCCCAUGCAGAAAACCAUCAUCGAAGAAGAAGCCCUCCCCCCUUCUUAUAGUUGUCAUCAUAGUGAUAGCUAUCGGAGUACUACUGGCGAUCAUUGGCGCGAUCAUGUUCAUGCGCCGCCGCCAUCAUGAACAGAUAGAAUCAGGUGUUCUUUCGCCCAGCAAAACGAAGAAGAUUGAUCCUUCGGAGGCAGACAAGCUGGAACAGAUCUCAGUGGAGUCCAGAGGAGCAGGGAAUAAGGUCGCAGAAGAAGAACAUGGGAAGCUGAUGUUUGUGAAGGAGGGGGUGCAGAGUUUCGAGCUACACGAUCUGCUCAAGGCUUCCGCCGAGGUGCUGGGUUGUGGGAACUUUGGGUCCUCGUACAAGGCCGUCCUUUUUGACGGUCCGGCGGUGGUCGUCAAGAGGUUCAACAACAUGAAUGCCGUAGAGAGGGAAGACUUCCAGGAGCACAUGAGAAGGCUGGGGAGAUUGUCGCACCCCCAUCUGUUGCCCCUGAUGGCCUACUACUACAGGAAGGAGGAGAAGCUCUUGGUCACUGAUUUCAUCCCUAAAGGUAGCUUGGCUCAUAUGCUCCACGGUAGAAAUGGCUCUAACCUUCCACCAGUUGAUUGGCCCACACGCUUAAAAAUAGUGAAGGGUGUAGCAAGAGGCCUCGCAUUCCUCUAUGAGGAGCUCCCCAUGUUAACAGUACCUCAUGGCCAUCUUAAGUCCUCCAAUGUGCUUCUUGACGACUCCUUUGAGCCCCUCCUCACAGACUAUGCCCUGGAACCAGUGAUAAACCGGACGCACGCCUCGCAGAUCAUGGUGGCCUACAAGUCCCCAGAAUGCGCAGAACGCGGCAGACCAUCCAGAAAAAGCGAUGUAUGGAGCUUUGGGAUAUUAAUCCUCGAGCUUUUGACGGGGAAGUUUCCAGCCAAUUAUCUGCGGCAGGGCCGAGCAGGCAUGGACUUGGCGAGCUGGGUGAACUCGGUGGUGAGAGAAGAGUGGACUGGUGAAGUGUUCGACAAGGAGAUGAGUGGGCCUAAGAAUGGUGAGGGAGAGAUGCUGAAGUUGUUGCAGAUUGGAUUGGGUUGCUGCGAGACGGAUGUUGAUAAGAGGUGGGAUCUGAGGAUGGCGCUCGAAAAGAUCGAAGAGUUGAGAGAAAAGGAAAGUGAGGAGGAGUUCUCUUCGUAUGCAAGCGAGGGUGACGCGAAUUUCUCAAAGGCUAUGACUGAUGACGACUUCUCUUUCUCUACAAACCACUCAUGAGUUGCUCGGUGGGGAAAGGUUGGAGACCAUGUGUUUGAGCAUUUACAUUUCAGUUUGAAGCUUUGUUAGGUGGAUUAGUGGUGGCCUAGUUUUCUUCUCUAUAAACUUUUAAGUGUGUAGACUGGUAGAUUCGAUUCGUAAUAAUUUGAAGGAUGCGCUGUAGGAGUUGUGCUCGAA
Messenger RNA from Elaeis guineensis (African oil palm), 2186 nucleotides. Its product is annotated as pollen receptor-like kinase 5. NCBI's taxonomy places the organism in Eukaryota, Viridiplantae, Streptophyta, Magnoliopsida, Arecales, Arecaceae. Gene Ontology annotation, biological process: protein phosphorylation. Gene Ontology annotation, molecular function: protein kinase activity; ATP binding; protein binding. The record is from RefSeq and is a predicted model, not a curated record.